AGAAUAUGUUAAAAGAAAAAAUCAAUUAAAAAGUUAAUGAAGAUAAGAUUUGAGGGAGGAAGGAGCAUGGGAUGGUGAGGAGCAUCAAGGGAGAGCGUGGGAGGUGAUGGGAGUAAAAGAGGAAUCCCAAAGGCACCGUCGUGUUUGAUAGAGGGGAGAAAGCGAAAACAGAGAAAAGCAAAGCCAUCUCCUUUUCCUUCCACUGUCUUUCUCAGGGCUUUCAGCUCUUUCUGUAGUUCUUCUGUAGAAAGAGAGAGGCUGUGUUUGUGUGUUGGUAUAAGUAAGAAAUGCAGCAGCACCUGAUGCAGAUGCAGCCCAUGAUGGCAGCCUAUUAUCCCAACAACGUCACUACUGAUCACAUUCAACAGUAUCUUGAUGAAAACAAAUCAUUGAUUUUGAAGAUUGUUGACAGCCAGAAUUCGGGGAAACUCAGUGAGUGUGCAGAGAAUCAAGCAAGGCUACAGCGAAACCUCAUGUAUUUGGCUGCAAUUGCUGAUUCUCAACCCCAACCUCCUACCAUGCAUGCCCAGUUCCCUUCCAGCAGCAUUAUGCAGCCAGGAGCACCCUACAUGCAGCACCAACAAGCUCAACAAAUGACACCACAAUCCCUGAUGGCUGCACGAUCUUCCAUGCUAUACACUCAACAACAGUUUGCAGCACUGCAACAACAGCAAGCCUUGCACAGCCAGCUUGGCUUGAGCUCUGGUGGAAGCCCAGGACUUCACAUGCUGCAGAGUGAGGCCGGCACUGCAGGAGGCAGCGGAGGGCUUGGGGCAGGAGGGUUUCCUGAUUUUGGAAGAGAUGCUGGAGGCAGAGGAAUGGCAUGUGGAAGUAAGCAAGAUAUUGGGAGUGCAGUGCCCACUGAAGGGCGAGGAGGCAACUCUGGAGGCGGCGGCAGUGACGGAGGUGAAACUCUUUACUUAAAAUCGGCUGAUGAUGGGAAUUGAGAGGAGAGAUGAUGAACCUGCUGGUUUGUUAACAAACCAACUUAGGAGAGUUAGUCAGGAGGUUGAUUUAGAAAAAGAAAAUGGGAAGGACUUGUUUGGAGAACUUGUAUGAUGCAAACCAAAAAAAGAAGGCCAGGACCUGAUCCCCCAAACCUUUGUUUUGGUUGUUUUAAUAUGGUUAGACUAUGAAUCUUGUGCUAGUGUAUCAUGUAAAUUUUAGGUAAUAUUCUGCUUUGCUUUGUUCUUGAUGUCAA
Molecule: messenger RNA, 1201 nt
Organism: Hevea brasiliensis (rubber tree)
Lineage: Eukaryota; Viridiplantae; Streptophyta; Magnoliopsida; Malpighiales; Euphorbiaceae
Product: GRF1-interacting factor 1
Exons: 5
Coding region: 288-947 (219 amino acids)
Biological process (GO): leaf development; positive regulation of transcription by RNA polymerase II; cell population proliferation
Cellular component (GO): nucleus
Molecular function (GO): transcription coactivator activity
Source: RefSeq, a predicted model, not a curated record